GCUAUGCAGAAGCAAAAUUUAUAGACUGCUUGUAUUAUAGAAACCCUUUUUUCGAUUGGUCAAUUCUGUUUUUGUUAGUGAAAAAUACAAAUAGAAAAGGUUAAUUAAGGAGAAGAAGUAAGAAUCGAGCAAAAGAGUUAGCCCUAGGACCGAGAAGCAAAAGCGACUCGCAUCCCUCGUGUAAAGGCUUUAGUGUAGUUCGAACUUAUAAAGGCUUUGAUCACAUAUUGGAAUCUUAAUUUCUAUUUGUUUUUGCGACUCUAGAUUAUUGUUUGAUUCUCCAACUAAAAAAAAAUAGGGUGUCGGGUUUUAGGGUUUAUCUGAUCUCCAUGUUCUUGCUAGUUUGAUUGCAGAGGAAGCUUCAUCAAGUAUCAAUGGGGAAGAAAUUUAACAAGAAGAUCACUUGGACGAUUAAAGAUUUCUCCUCUUUACCAGCUGACAUUAUUUACUCUGAUCCUUUUGUCGUCGAUGGCUGCAAUUGGUGUCUAAGUGCUUAUCCUAAGGGAUAUAACUUUAUUGGUUACUUGUCUCUGUAUCUGGAAGUCGCCGAUAAUGGAGCAUUGCCUUUUGGAUGGAGAAGACAUGCACGAUAUACCCUAACUAUAGUAAAUCAAAACUCGGAAAAAAGCUUCCAACAAAAUGAAGCAAAAGAGUGGUUUGACGACUCGACCCGAUGGGGUUGUCCAUCCAUAAUUCCCCUAAAUGAAAUUAAUGCCAAAGAUAGUGGAUUUCUCGUAAACGGGGAACUCAAAAUUGUUGCCGAGGUAGAUAUCCUUGAAGUUAUUGGAGACGUAGAUGUAUCAGAAGGUAUUUCAACAGUGAAAGAAACCAUAGAUGUUAAUGGCUUUCAACUUCUUCCUUCCCAGGCAAAAUGUGUUAGCCAUAUGUUUGAAAGACACCCAGCGAUUGCAUCUGAAUUCCGCCCAAAGAAUCCAAGUCUUAGGACUGGGUACAUGAGUUUGCUACUCAGUCUGAUUGAGACUUUAUCCCAGUCACCUCAAGAACUUUCCAAGGAUGACUUGUGUGACAUAUAUAUUGCACUUGGAUAUAUGACAGAUGCAGGGUUUAAGUUGGAUUGGUUGGAGAAGAAACUUUAUGAGGUGGCACAAAAGAAGGAGGAUGAUGAAGCUGGUGAGACUCGGCUACGAGAACUGGAGGAAGAGUUGAAGGACAUGAAGCUCAAGUGUUCAAAAAUGGAAGCUCUAGUGGAGGAAGAGAAAGCCAAGGUGUCGGCUGCAAAAGCUCCUCUCUCAUUCGAUGAUGUUGUUUAAUGUUCUUGUGUUUUUAGGACACUUGGAGGUUGGUUCUGCUUGGUGUGCCGGUCUGGUCGUUUAUAGCAUUUGGUUUCGUAAUGAAAGUCCUCUUAAAACUUAGGGAAGAUAAAAGAGACUCAUGUCUUGGAAAUUUUCCGCAAUGUUGUCGAGACGAAUCUCUAGGUUUCUUCUUGCUGUGUCUUGGCUUAGAAGUGAUGACUCUUCUUUAAACUUUGGAAAAUGAAUUAUCGUAUGUCUAAUUUUCCUCAUGUAGUCUUUUGUAAUGGAGUGAGUCCAUU
Molecule: messenger RNA, 1552 nt
Organism: Arabidopsis lyrata subsp. lyrata
Lineage: Eukaryota; Viridiplantae; Streptophyta; Magnoliopsida; Brassicales; Brassicaceae
Product: MATH domain and coiled-coil domain-containing protein At3g58400
Exons: 4
Coding region: 375-1271 (298 amino acids)
Molecular function (GO): protein binding
Source: RefSeq, a predicted model, not a curated record